Molecule: messenger RNA, 729 nt
Organism: Durusdinium trenchii
Lineage: Eukaryota; Dinophyceae; Suessiales; Symbiodiniaceae
Source: the annotation of a GenBank genome assembly
GUUCUCUUCUCCAGUAGUUUUUUUCAUGGCACUAAUUCCCAUUUGCUUCGAGAAGUCUUUCUGCUGAUUCUUGCUGGGGCACCUGCAGAAGAAGAGCUGGGAACCUUCGUCUUUCUCGUUGUGUUUUUGCUCUCGGGAGCUUGCGGCUGCUGGCUCAGCUGGCUAACUUUGCGUCACCAACUCCGACACAGUGCCGAUUUCGCGUCCAUGCCCGUGGAACAUGUGGACGCUGUGGCAAACCUCUCUAACAGCCGGGGUUCCAGCGCAUGUGUCUAUGGCGCAGCUGUGCUGGGGAUUCUGGUGGCCGGACACCAAAGUUUGGCAGCUUCAUUCAGACUUUCUUCGCCCCAAGCCAAAGCCAUGCUUGUGGGAGCACGUUUGGCGCCAGAGUUUGUGUCGCCUGUGAGUACACGCCUCCGGAAGCACCUGCCUUUCUAUGUGAGCGCGUGCACGGCGUUAGUGUAUUUAGCUGCCUGUGCACCGGCAGACCUAACUGUUUCCAAUGCCAUUCUAGUUUGGUUUGCGUUUCACUGUUUCUUCCGCACGUUUCCCAACAUCUUAGCCCUGGAUGUGCGAGAGUACGCAGCCACUGAUUUUGCUGGGCACAUCUAUGGCGCGCUUUUCGCGGCCAUGUGUGGAACUUGCCAUUUGAUCCUUCAAUCACAAGCUCUGCCAGCGCUGCAGUCCUGGCUGGCGCUAUUGGUUCUUCUUGUAGCGACCCUCCCGUAG